AUAUUUUGGCAGUAGACCAACACUAAUUCUGAAAUAUAGAAUAGUGAAAAUAGAUUUUCAGAUUUAUCACUUUUCAGUUUGAAUUCAUCAUCGACAGUUGUCUGAAAGACUCCGUGAACAAAACUUGUAAUUUGAAGUGAAAAGAAUCGAUAAAAGAUUCAACUUUUUGACGCAAUUAAAGCUUUUGAGUUGAACAAAAUUCUUAAGUUUGUCUAAGAUUGAUUUGACCAAAUCUAACUUUUAACCCCUUUAUUUGCACAGUAAAAGUAACAUCGACCGCGCGAUCUCAGAAGUUUGCAGUUUGCUUAAAUUGACUCCUUAGCUUUGGCAAAAUAUUUGCUCUUUCGCUUACAAAAUAUCAUUCAGAAACAGUGAACUUUCUGAAACAGGACCCAAUUGAAAAUAAUAUCAAUUUAAAGAGUCAUCAUAGCUGACCUUUGCUUGUGCAUCGAACCCAAAACUUCCAAAAUUGAACAUUUUGGUUUAAAUUCCCUUGACUCGAAUUGAGUUAUUUGACUACAAAUUUGACUUUCUCCGAGAAAAAUUAUCUCAAACUUUGCUUCGAAAAUGAGCGGCGACGAUAACUACAACGUGGGCGGUGAUUCGAAAAUGUCCUCGUUCGCGCUGACUUACGAACUUCUGACAAGUGCCGAGAUCCCCUCGGUCGACAAACCGAACUUGUUGGCAAAAUCUCAAUCUUGUUCCGUGAAUUCUCAAUCUCCUCACAAUCGAACAUCAAUUUCGAGUGACGAAAAUAGACAAACAGGACUCGUUUCGAACCCGAAAUGUGUCGUGGAUUCUGUGACAUGGGUGGUUCACUUGAGCAUAACAGAGCUCCAGUUUUUUGAAUGCAACAAUACGACUAAGGAAUGGAUGUCCAUUUCACGAGUGGCGGGGGGACCUAUCGCCUUCAAGUACCAGCUGUCAAACCUUCUAUACUACAAACUUAUCGGUUCGGAUCUUCAGUUACAGUUCGUGACACCCGAAUCGGGACACAAAUACAGACUCGCGAAGACAAUUCGCAUCUCGGGUUUCGCAUCGGACCAACAUUUGUACCAGUGGGUUCAACAAUUGGACUAUAUCGGAAUGGUCCGCAGACGACCGAAACACCUGGAGUUUAUCGUGAACCCAGUUUCGGGUAAAAAAGACUCGAGGAAAUAUUUCUCCAAAACAGUCGAACCUCUUUUGAAGUCGAUGGGAAUCAGCUAUGUAAAGCACGAAACAGAGCGAAAAGGGCACGCCACAGAAAUCUGUCAGAAUCUCAACUUGGCGAGCAUAGAUGGAAUAAUUGUGUUGGGCGGCGACGGAACGGCUAAUGAAGUGACUUACGGGUUGACUGAUUUUUCGGCUAAGAGCGACAGGAACAGUCAUGGUCUGAAAACAACCACACGAAUUGGAAUCAUUCCGUGCGGAACUUCGAAUAACUUGUCCUACGCAGUCCACGGCGGCGCAGAUCGGCUAACUGCUCUUCUGUUCGCACUACUCGGUCACAGUGUGAACGUUGAUUUAAUGACUGCACGAAAACCGGAUUCAGACUCACUAUUAGGCAUCGCAAUGACUAUGAUAGCCUACGGUUUUAUAGCCGACUCAAUCAAAGAGAGUGAGAAGUUAAGGAAACUUCCUGGAACUCUAGGAUAUUCAAUCUCGUUCCUUAGAAGUAUCCAGAAAAUGAGAAAAUAUCCAGGCACUGUACAUCUCUCCAUGGCAGGUCCUGAUGAUAUAACACCUCACAACUCGCCACCCUGCAAAGCGAAUUGUCAACACUGCCGAAGUUCUCCGGAACAAGAUCCGGAAAGUAGCACUCAAAUCACGCUCCAAGAGUCCAAGAUUUUCGGCUUACAGAUACAUAAUCAUCCUGGAAUCUGUGAACUAGCUCCUAGGGGCGCUACUUUGAAUGCCCACUUGGGCGACGGAUGUAUGGACGUUUUAUUGACUCGAGAUCUGAAGCAGAAAGAAGCUAUAGCAAUGUUGAAAGAAGUGGGAAAGAAAGACGGACAAAACUUACCUUUCGAUUUCGUGGAAGCAAGACGUGUUAAUAGAGUUAUCUUCAAAGCAGACGAGAGCAACCAAAGUUGCUGGAUUUUGGACGGUGAAGUAAUUGAGACUCCUGACAUAGUGAUAAGCAUUCACAAACAAGCAGUACCUUUCUUUGGACGUGGCGUUGAACCCGAACUAUCAACACUAAAAAUCGGAUGCAUGAAAAGCUUUUGCAGUUGCUCUUAAACUCAAGCCCGAGUUCUUAUAAAACUACCAUAACUUCAUCCGCUGUGUAGUGCUAUAAAAUAAAUUGUUUCAAAUGUUGAAUUCGAAGCAUAUGCUGUGUUUUGAUACCUUGAAUUUAGUUGUUUUAAAUCAAAGAGAGCUUUAUGAAUUUAUAUUUUUGUUAUUAA
Molecule: messenger RNA, 2390 nt
Organism: Symsagittifera roscoffensis
Lineage: Eukaryota; Metazoa; Xenacoelomorpha; Acoela; Convolutidae
Product: ceramide kinase-like
Exons: 1
Coding region: 568-2223 (551 amino acids)
Biological process (GO): phosphorylation; ceramide metabolic process
Molecular function (GO): ceramide kinase activity
Source: RefSeq, a predicted model, not a curated record